AUGAUAGUUUUAAAAUAUCAAUAAGCCCAAAAAAGGGAAAUGAUUGUUUAAAGUAAUAGUUAUCAUUAAUAAGAGUUAAUGUAAAAACAUGGGUUAAUGUGUAUGUAAUUGUGUUGAGGGUUAUUUUGGUUUUGAUUGUGAAUUUUAAAGUUUUGAUUCUGAAAUAAGAUUAUCUUGAAAAAGAUAAAUUUUAUUAUUUAGACUUAAUGAAGAUUGGAAAUGCUGAUUUUCUCUUAUAAUUUUAAAAUUAAGGAGAGAUUAGCUAUUAAGGUUUUUAGGAGAAUCCUUACUUAAUAUCAAUAUAACUAUUGA
Paramecium sonneborni is the source of this 312-nucleotide messenger RNA. The record is from the annotation of a GenBank genome assembly. Lineage: Eukaryota; Ciliophora; Oligohymenophorea; Peniculida; Parameciidae.